AUGUAAUUUAUAUAAAAAUAACAUAUUCCCAAAGCUCUCAGUUUUAUUUAAGCUGUAGAAUUCCUUGCUGAAUACCUAGGUAAAUCAUCUGAAAGUAUUAAUUUAUUUCUAAUAAAGAGCGAAUUUAUCAGUAUUUCUUGGCCUUGGAAACAUUGAAAUUGCUUGUAAAACUAAGAAAAUGGGCAUUGGUGGAUAAGUGUGGGUUGAUGAUUUCAGAGAAUAACAACUAUUCUGAAACAGAUUUUCAAGAAGAUGAGGCUGCCAUACAAUUCCAGCAAAAUUUGGGAUCUCUGGAAUAUAAUCCAUCAGUUGUCAAUGAAAAAUCAAUAAAAGAUGAACUCAAGUCAAUCAAAGAUCCGAUUCCAAAAUUCAAUCUAGGCUAUUAUGAUGUGAUUCAAGAUAAACAAACUUCUCUAUUAACAAUGCUGCCAAUUCCAAAUAAUGUGAAGUAGAAAGAUUAUUAAUCCAAACUUAAUUAACUUAGAGUAUUAUGUCAUUUGCAAUGAUUAGAUUUAAAUCGGAGAAAUCUUGCAUCUCUUUCGUCCAUUAAUAUAUUGCGCAUUGAUUCUUAAAUAUGGUGGAGACAGCUACACACCAUAUUUUAUCUCAUUCAUUAUUGAUUUAUUAAGGUUACUUAUAGAAUUCAGAAUUAAAAUCUAUAGAAAAAGUCAGAAAGAGGAACUUGCAAUCAGAGCCAAAGAAGCUAUAGUAUUUAUACAUCUAUAUUAUCAAGAUCUGCUAUAUUUUAAGAAAUCCAUUCUACGGUUCAAUUGUGAAGCAAAUAAUCUUAAGUAACACAUUAGGGAAGGUGUUUAACCAAUAAGGAUGGACUUAUAGACUAAUAUUAGCAUUGAUUGAGUUAAGAUCAUCAAAAUGUCUUUUAUUGUGA
Messenger RNA from Paramecium octaurelia, 889 nucleotides. The record is from the annotation of a GenBank genome assembly. NCBI's taxonomy places the organism in Eukaryota, Ciliophora, Oligohymenophorea, Peniculida, Parameciidae.